This is a messenger RNA of Trichomonas vaginalis G3, 843 nucleotides long. RefSeq names its product ankyrin repeats (many copies)-containing protein. The coding region runs from base 1 to 843 and encodes 280 amino acids. The transcript has a single exon. Lineage: Eukaryota; Parabasalia; Trichomonadida; Trichomonadidae. The record is from RefSeq and is a predicted model, not a curated record.
AUGAGCGAAGAAAUAGUUCAGGAUUUUGAAUAUAUUGCAGCUCACUUGGACGAUUACAUUAACGAUGAUAAACUUUUUAGUGUGUUAGAAACAGAAGAUAUCAUAAAAAUCCUAAAACUUUCACAUUUGACAGCAAAUGACUUCAUUAAUCUUCUCAAGCAAUCGCCAUAUACAAUUAAGACAAAUGAUUUAUACAAAUGUACUAGAAAAACAAAUGUUUCUAUUCAAAAUUUCGAAGAAGUUGUUUCUCUUCUGAAAUGUAUCAAGAGAUACUUGAAACUUGGAAUACUUGAUGGCGUAAUUGAUAUUUUGAAACGGAUACAACAUGAGAUGUCUGAUUCAGCCGAACAAAUACAACAACUCCAAACAGACUUACAAACUGUUAAAAAUCAAAAACAACAAUUCCAAACAGACUUACAAACUGUUAAAAAUCAAAAAGAACAAUUCCAAACAGAAUUACAAACUGUUAAAAAUCAAAAACAACAAUUCCAAACAGACUUACAAACUGUUAAAAAUCAAAAAGAACAACUCCAAACAGAAUUACAAACUGUUAAAAAUCAAAAAGAACAACUCCAAACAGAAUUACAAACUAUUAAAAAUCAAAAAGAACAACUCCAAACAGAAUUACAAACUAUUAAAAAUCAAAAAGAACAACUCCAAACAGAAUUACAAACUAUUAAAAAUCAAAAAGAACAACUCCAAACAGAUUUACAAACGGUUUCAAAUCAAAAAGAACAACUCCAAACAGAAUUACAAACGGUUUCAAAUCAAAAAGAACAAAGUGACAAAGAGAUUAAAUCACUAAAUAUCUCAACUCAGUCAAAAUACCAAUGGAGACAAUAA